AUGGCAAGUUCAAGUGGGGUAACUAGUGGGGUCAAUGAGGAUGUCUACAGUUUUCAGUUAGAAGAAGAGGACUUGGAGGCGGUUCCAGUAGGAAAUGAAGGAGAGGAAGAGGGCAUUGAUGAUCGAUGGUGUCUCGUAGGAAGGUUUUUAUCAAAUCGUAUGAUUGAUUUUGAUAAGAUGCAGAACAUUUUGGCUUCGUUAUGGCAACCGGGGAUGGGAAUGUUUGUUAAAAAACUUGAUGACAAUCGGUUUUUAUUCCAAUUCUAUCAUGAAGUUGAUAUAUUAAGAGUCAUUAACGGCAGUCCGUGGACGUUUGACAGAAUGCAAUUGAUCAUCCAACGAUUGCCUGUAGGGGGGGAUCCGCAUUUGAUACAACUUAAUCACCUUGACAUGUGGAUCCAAAUCCAUGAUGUUAAGCCGGGAUGUAUGACAGAAGGGACUGUGAAAGGGGUGGCCAACACGCUAGGAAAGUUCAUAGAAUCGGAUCCAAAGAAUUUUAUAGGUGUGUGGAGGGAUUAUCUCAGAGUGCGGGUUACUUUGGAUAUUAGGAAAGCUCUACGAAGGCGUAUAAAGUUAACUCGGGAUGAUGGUAGCUGGUUUUGGGUACAUUUCAAAUACGAAAGAGUUCCCACUUUUUGUUUCAUUUGCGGGUUAAUUGGGCACUCGGAUCGAUUUUGCAGUAGGUUGUUUCAGCAGCCUAUAGAUCAAAUUGUUAAGCCUUAUGGAGAUUUCAUGAAAGCUUUGCCACAAAAAACUCACAAGAACAUCGGGGCGAGAAGGUUGCGUAACAAUGGGUGGAAGUCGGAGGUGCACACCAGAUUUAGAAAGAAAUCAUACAACUCACUCAGCCGAAAAUCAUGCCUAUGCAAAUCUGUUACAUCAAGGAGAAAAUCAUGGAGUUGA
This is a messenger RNA of Cannabis sativa, 903 nucleotides long. RefSeq lists its product as uncharacterized. The transcript has a single exon. The record is from RefSeq and is a predicted model, not a curated record. Lineage: Eukaryota; Viridiplantae; Streptophyta; Magnoliopsida; Rosales; Cannabaceae. Bases 1 to 903 code for a protein of 300 amino acids.